AUAUCGCACGUGGGCGGGAUGACAGACCAACACUAUGUCCUGACUGGCCGAGAUGUGCCGGAAGGAAUGCAGAUGAAGCGCCUCCGCUGGGUCCACGUGGUCGCGCAGAGCCUCGGGAUAGAGGAGGCGCUCAGCCUGUCGCUUCUCGACAUGAGCCGCACCGGGCGACUCUGGCCGGUGGCUUUCACUCGCAAGCAGCGCCAGUUCACGAUCCAGAUGCUACAGUGUCGUCGCGAUCCGCUGAGGCGCAGAGUCGGGGCCAACGCGAGCGCGACCUGGAUCAAGUGCAUCGACUGCGACCUGAGGCUGGCCUACUGGAAUCGCCCAAAGAUCGAGGUGCAGCCCCACCUCCUGGCGAUCAAGGACGACCCGAACCAGAGCAGCGCGGCGAUGCCGAACAUCCGCCGCUACAACAAGGGCCAGGACGACAGGAAGGAGCUCCUGAUCAAGCUGGUCAAGACCGACACCUCCAGGAGUCCGGCCGCGGUGAAGGUGCCGGUCCACUCGGAGGCCACGUCGAGGACAUCGGAGAGUACUCUUGCGAAGGAUAUGAAGGAGCUGAAGGACGCGAUUCUGCAGCAGAACGAGUACAUCCAGCAACACAGCCAGGCUCUGCAGUUCCUCAUGCAGCCCCACCUGGCCCAGAUCCAGCAGUGCCAGGAGGCAGCGGUCAUGACGGCGAUUCCGGGCACGCCGCGCCAGGCCGACAAGUGGGGGGUGAUCGGGCCCGGCGGUUGCUGGACUGGCAUUCCUGUCGCUGAGAAGGGCACGUGCUGCGGCAUGAGCCGGUUCGUGAGUGAGGUUGGUUGCGAAUCUCUUUACCUUCAGCAGGCAGUUUCCCCGCUGAAUGCGCCGGCGUCCGAGCUAUUCUACUUCCCAAGGUGCAAGGAGGAGAUGUGGAAGAAGCAUCGGGAUAUGGGGCACUCGUGGAUUCUUCUUGGCAAACAGGGCGACCGGUUGCAGGCGCUUCCCAGCUCGGGAGAUCCCUUGAGCUCUUUUCCUGUCGAGGGCGAGUGCCAUUUAGUUGUCCGUCACGACGGCUGGGCCUCCGCCAUCCAG
This is a messenger RNA of Prorocentrum cordatum, 1059 nucleotides long. NCBI's taxonomy places the organism in Eukaryota, Dinophyceae, Prorocentrales, Prorocentraceae. The record is from the annotation of a GenBank genome assembly.